Molecule: messenger RNA, 792 nt
Organism: Pyrus x bretschneideri (Chinese white pear)
Lineage: Eukaryota; Viridiplantae; Streptophyta; Magnoliopsida; Rosales; Rosaceae
Exons: 3
Coding region: 239-574 (111 amino acids)
Source: RefSeq, a predicted model, not a curated record
AACCGACACCAUGUACAUUUAAUUCUACACCAAUGACUUUUAAUUCGACGUCAGUCAAUCAAUGUCGGUUUAAACUGACGCCAACUAAUUACCCAUAUUCAAACCCCUCUCUUUCCCAUUUCAUCCGUACUUUCAUUUCUCCCCAAAUUUCAGUCUUUCUUCUUCUCCUUCCCCACUUCAUCCUUGCGUCCCUUUCUUCCUCCUUUUCAGUUUUUACUCUUCUCCUUCCCCAUUUGCUAUGGAUCACCAUUUUGAAGAUCAACAUUAUGAGGAACUCCAAUUCGAAGAGGAAGAGCUCGAAGGAUCAACUCAACGGAUACGCGGACCCUCAAUUCCAAAUUGGAAAGAACAACCUUGUUCAUUUGAUUCGUCUAGAAAAUGCAUUCAUGAUAAUUCUAGUGUGUUUUCGAAACAUGUAGUGGCAGAGGUUAGAGAUUACAGAAAUAUUCCGAUGGUGGCAUACUGGAAUAAAGAAAAAACAAAGGAGAUUGCGGCAAAAAAUAAGCAUAAUCGGCAGUUGAAAACUAUGAACCACACAGUCGGUUCAAAAUCUUUUGCAAGAGUUCAGGAAUAAUUUGUAUGUGUUGUACAUUUUUAAGAAUUGUAGUUAAUUUUAAAUUUAAUGUAUAGUUGGUAGAAAUUUUAUUUUUAAUAUGAAGUUUACUUUAAAUUGUUUGUUUUUUAUUGACAUAUGGUGGGAAUUAUUUUUAUAUAAUUUUUUAAAUUAUUAUUAAUUAAAAAUUGACAUAGAUUUUUUUUUAUUAAUAUAUUUGGGGUCGCUUAUGGACGAGA